AUGGCUCUGCCACGUUUCUUCCUUCGUGCAACAAAUUUAGCAAGAAACCCUUCAAUUUUCAGUCAGAAUUCCUAUAAAGUAACGUCAAGGUAUUUUCAUGUUUCGAACUGCGCAUUCGCAGAGAGGUUAUACACUGAUAAACACGAAUGGGUCGAAAUCAACAACAAAAUAGGAACUAUAGGUAUAUCAGAGUACGCACAGGAAGCUUUAGGAGAUGUAGUAUAUGCACAACUACCAGAUGUUGACACUGUACUUCUUCAGAAAGACGAAUGUGGCGCAUUAGAGAGUGUGAAGGCAGCUAGUGAAAUUUAUAGCCCAGUAUCUGGAAAAGUUGUUGAAAAGAAUGUUGGAGUAGAAGAUACGCCAUCUCUAAUCAACUCCUCAUGUUACGAAAAAGGAUGGCUCUUCAGAGUGGAACUAACCAACGAGAGUGAGAUAUCCAAACUGAUGUCAGAAUCACAGUACAAAGAAUUCCUUAAGACUCAAGAAUCACACUGA
Messenger RNA from Phaedon cochleariae (mustard beetle), 498 nucleotides. NCBI's taxonomy places the organism in Eukaryota, Metazoa, Arthropoda, Insecta, Coleoptera, Chrysomelidae. The record is from the annotation of a GenBank genome assembly.